AGUCGCAUUGAUUUCGCCAAGAAGAUGGGGGCCACACACACGGUACUGGUUGAGGGCAGUGACACGGCAGCUACAGGGAAGAAGAUAGGGGAGAUCAUGGGGGACCUGCCCGAGGUGGUGCUGGAAUGUAGUGGCACGGACCCAGGAAUGCAGACCGCUAUACACGCCGUGAAGAAAGGUGGUAAAGUGGUGUUGGUGGGCGUGGCUCCCCAAACGGCAACCAUACCUGCGGCCAUGCUGUUUGUUAAAGAGGCUGACAUUCUGAGUGCCUUCAGAUAUGGGAACAAUUUUAAGAAUUCCUUGGCUGCCAUAACAGCGGGUGUUGUGGACAUCAAGCCGAUAGCGACCCAUUCCCUCCCCCUAGAGAAGAUUGUCCACGCCAUGGAGAUAGCCAGUACUGGACAAGAUGGUGCCCUGAAGGUUAUGGUGCAGCCUGGCAAGAUAUAA
This is a messenger RNA of Lingula anatina, 447 nucleotides long. Its product is annotated as sorbitol dehydrogenase-like. Lineage: Eukaryota; Metazoa; Brachiopoda; Lingulata; Lingulida; Lingulidae. Gene Ontology annotation, biological process: D-sorbitol catabolic process. Gene Ontology annotation, molecular function: L-iditol 2-dehydrogenase (NAD+) activity; zinc ion binding. The record is from RefSeq and is a predicted model, not a curated record.